AUGAACCCGCAGCUCGCGUCGAGGGCACUUGCGCGCGAGGAGCGGCCGCAGCUCCUCUCUUCGCAGGCGGACACGCCGUGGGGCGCCGCCAUCUCUGAGGGCGAGAUCAUCGUGCUCGGCACGCCCGUCCUCAAGCGCCGCUUUCUCUCCGUGCUCGCCGAGACGUGGGUGCGCACGCUGCUCCGCUUCAAGGCGAGGCUCGUCGACGAGGCGCGCGCGCGCUAG
Messenger RNA from Emiliania huxleyi CCMP1516, 225 nucleotides. RefSeq lists its product as hypothetical. NCBI's taxonomy places the organism in Eukaryota, Haptophyta, Isochrysidales, Noelaerhabdaceae. The record is from RefSeq and is a predicted model, not a curated record. The coding region runs from base 1 to 225 and encodes 74 amino acids. The transcript has 2 exons.